Molecule: messenger RNA, 1569 nt
Organism: Penicillium expansum
Lineage: Eukaryota; Fungi; Ascomycota; Eurotiomycetes; Eurotiales; Aspergillaceae
Product: sugar porter family MFS transporter
Exons: 4
Coding region: 1-1569 (522 amino acids)
Biological process (GO): transmembrane transport; carbohydrate transport
Cellular component (GO): membrane
Molecular function (GO): carbohydrate:proton symporter activity
Source: RefSeq, a predicted model, not a curated record
AUGGGGUUCGUCAAUUUCAAGAACUAUCGGGUCUACAUCCUGACUUCGGUUGCCUAUCUAGGCUCCCUGCUCUUUGGAUAUGACACAGGUGUUAUGGGCUCAGUCCUCGCUCUUUCGAGUUUCAAGAAGGACUUCGGCCUCCCUCUCGAGUCUUCUGGAUUUGGCAAUGCGGAGAAUGCUCACAUUGCGUCCAAUGUGGUGUCACUACUCACAGCAGGAUGUUUCUUCGGAUCCAUCUUCGCUGCUUACAUUAACGACAAACUAGGUCGCAGGUACUCGCUGAUGAUCUUUGCCGUUAUCUUUCUGGUUGGAGCAGCGGUCCAAGUUGCAUCUCACCAUGAGAUUGGUAUGAUCUAUGGUGGACGUGUCAUCGCUGGCUUUGGUGUUGGUGGUAUGUCCAGUAUCACCCCCGUAUUUGUCAGCGAGAACUGCCCUCCAGCAACCCGUGGGCGUAUUGCCGGUCUGUUCCAGGAGUUCCUGGUUAUUGGUAGUACAUUUGCCUACUGGCUGAACUAUGGUGUUGCGCUUCAUGUUCCCGAGGGUACAAGCCAAUGGCAUAUCCCAGUUGGCAUCCAGCUUGUCCCCGGUGGUCUGAUGCUCAUCGGCCUAUUCUUCCUUAAAGAGUCUCCUCGUUGGUUGUUGACAAAGGGCCGCCGGGACGAAGCACUCGAGUCUCUCGCUUACAUUCGCAAUGAGCCUGAAAUCAGCGAGGCUGUUCAACUCGAGUUUGCUGAAAUCUCGGCUGCUAUUGAUGAAGAAUUGCAGGCUACCGAGGGUUUGACUUGGAGGGAAUGCCUCAAGCCAAGCAACCGAUAUCGCUUCUUCCUGGCAUUCCUUCUGAUGUUCUGGCAGCAGUUCUCCGGAACAAACAGCAUUGGGUACUAUGCUCCUCAGAUCUUUGCAAGCGUCGGAUUGAGCGCAACAGACACCUCACUUUUUGCCACUGGUAUCUACGGAACAGUCAAGGUAGUUGCAACAGCCACCUUCCUCAUCGUCGGUAUCGAUCGCUGGGGCCGAAAGAAGAGUUUGAUUGGAGGUGCCAUUUGGAUGGCUAGUAUGAUGUUCAUCAUUGGCUCAGUCUUGGCUACCCAUCCCCCAGUUAAGGAAGCCACAUCCGUCUCAUCGGCGUCCAUCGCCAUGGUUGCCAUGAUUUAUCUCUAUGUCAUCGGAUACUCAGCAUCAUGGGGACCAGUUCCCUGGGUAUAUCUUGGCGAGAUCUUCCCAACCCGUCUUCGCGCCUACGGUGUCGGUUUCGGUGCCGCCACACAAUGGCUGUUCAACUUCGUUAUCACUGAGAUCACCCCUCGUGCUAUCAAUAAGAUUGGCUGGAAGACUUUCCUCAUGUUUGGCAUCUUCUGCUCUGCCAUGUGUAUCUUCGUCAUAAUAUUCUUCAAAGAGACCAAGGGCCGCAGUCUAGAGGACAUGGAUCUCAUUUUCGGUGCUAUUGAUGAGGACCAGAGACGUGCCGAUGUCGAACAUACCUUGCAAAAAACUCAAAUGAUGCACGGAGAGCAUGCAGAGACUACCGAGACUGCGAAGACCACAGAGACUACAGAGCACAAGGAGUGA